Messenger RNA from Fragaria vesca subsp. vesca, 1123 nucleotides. Its product is annotated as lactoylglutathione lyase-like. The transcript is spliced from 9 exons. The record is from RefSeq and is a predicted model, not a curated record. Lineage: Eukaryota; Viridiplantae; Streptophyta; Magnoliopsida; Rosales; Rosaceae. Gene Ontology annotation, cellular component: cytoplasm. Gene Ontology annotation, molecular function: lactoylglutathione lyase activity; metal ion binding. Bases 69 to 971 code for a protein of 300 amino acids.
CAUCGAAGUACCAGCACCCAGCAGUACUACUUGGUUUGUUGUAUAUAUCUCUGUCAGAUCGGUUAGGCAUGGCAGCUCCAAAUAAUCUCCAUGAAGAUGUGUUGCAAUGGGUGCAGAAAGAUAAUCGUCGUUUCCUGCGUGCCAAUAUCCGAGUUGGUGAUCUUGAUCGAACCAUUAAGUUCUACACAGAAUUUUUUGGGAUGAAAGUGUUGAGCAGGCAAGAUUUCCCAGACCAAAAGUACUCAACUGCAGUCGUCGCGUAUGGACCUGAAGAGAGUCAUUUUGUUCUAGGGCUCACACACCACCACGAUGCAGCGGAGAAGUUAGACAUCGGAACAGCCUUCGAUCAUUUUGGACUUGCAACCCAAGAUGUUUAUGGAACGGUUGAAAAAAUCCGAGCAGCAGGAGGAGUGAUCUCACGUGAACCAGGGCCGAUUGCAGAGGGCGGGAGGACUAUUUUUGCCUUCGUUAACGAUCCCGACGGCUACAGUUUCGAGCUCAUCCUCAGGCCACCAACUCCAGAACCACUGUGUCAAAUAUGCCUUAAUGUGACUGAUAUUGAUCGGUCAAUUGAAUUCUACCAAAAGGCAUUGGGAAUGAACCUACUAUUGCAAAAGUACGACGCUCCCCAGUUCCAGUAUACUAUAGCUAUGGUGGGUUACGGUGACGAUUUUACUCAGACGACGAUUAUCGAGUUGAAAUAUAACUACAAUGUGACAGAGUAUACCAAAGGAAAUGGAUAUGCAAUGCUUGCUAUCGGCACUGAUGAUGUCUACAAGAGCGGUGCAGCUGUUGAACUGGUUAACAAGGAACUUGGAGGGCAAACAAUUCGACCCCCGGCUGUAAAUCCUAAAACCAACACCAAAAUCACUUGCUUCCUUGAUUCUGAUGGCUUUGAAACGGUAUUGGUGGACAAUCAAGACUAUGCUGACUUCAACAGAAAAUCGAAGGACAAGCAUGGCCGGCCUUGAGGCAAGACCAACUAGGCUGGUGCCUAGGGCCUCCCACAAUUACAAGGGUCUCUAGAUUUGAAACUUUCAUAAAUAUGUUCAUUAAAAUUUAUUAACUAGUUUGCUUUUUAGCUGCUUUUUACUAUAAAUAAAAAAUAUAAAUUAAUUAUCAG